Caenorhabditis sp. 36 PRJEB53466 is the source of this 1610-nucleotide messenger RNA. Lineage: Eukaryota; Metazoa; Nematoda; Chromadorea; Rhabditida; Rhabditidae. The record is from the annotation of a GenBank genome assembly.
AUGGACUCGCGACGCGUCUCUCUGCCGGCCUCGCUCGCCGUCUCUCAUCCCUACUUCUCGACUUAUCAUCAUCAUCAACGCCAGGGAGCCAACUCGUCGGCGUCGUCGAGCACCGCCUCCACUUCGGUCAACAUCGCCAACAGUACCAUGCUGCUGUCGCCCAACUUUUCGCCGAGUCCGUGUCCGAGAAGGUAAAUGCAAAUAGCUUCAAAUCCUUAAAGUUGAAAACAACUCUACGCCAUUCGAUUCCUCGCAUCUUUUUGAUAAUGGGACCAAAAUUCAUGCAGAAUCAUAGUUUUCGUAUCAUUCUUCAUUUUGCGGAGAUCACGCCCCUAUUGUAAGUUCUAGAGAUCGUUGAAUUGUUGUCUUCUAAACGCUUUCUGUUUUCUGCUCCAAACGAGCGUUGAGCAUCCGGGCGAGCUGCAAUUUAAGCGCUCCAACGAACCGAACACACAUUCGGCGACCAGAGAUCGCCUGCUAUUCCUGGUCCCGUUCACUCAUACUGUAUUCCAGAUCUCUUCCGUCGACGCCGUUGCCGAACGGAGCCCGCCGCAGCCUGCCGGCAACCCCGCCGACACCCGCAUUCUCAUCAACCAGCGAGCAGGAGGAGUUUUUUGUGGUAAGCAUCUGAAAGUGCGAGUGCAGCUAUCAUGUCUCUUCGCUUUUGCAGAACGACGAACAAAAUGACGAGGAGCCGCCGGAGUUCGCGCCGCGCAGCACACGCCUACGAAGUUUCGACCUGCGCGACGGACACAUUCUCGACAAGGGAUUCCAGAAGAAGCCGAGCGAUAAGGACCUGCUGAGCGUCGGCGGAUUCGGCAGACGAGGGGGCGACAGCCGUCGUGCCACGUGUCCCGACAUCUUCCUGUUUGACUCGCAAAACAUGCUGAUGAAGCACGUCGUGCUGCGCAUCUACGGAGCACGCAACUGCGGAAAGAAGAGCCUCGCCAAUCGAAUCCAUCAUUUCGCGACGAGCAUGGCCCCAGAGAAAGUUGAUCGUAAGUGUUUGCUCUUUGCCAUUCGUCAAAGUGUCGCGUGGAAUGAAUGAAUGAAACAUUUCAGCCGACGAGAACGGAAACGACUACACGAGAAUGACGACGUUCUUGCUGAACGGAAGGGAAGUGACACUAGAGAUUCUGCUCGAGUCGACGCUCGAAAACUCGCCGUUCCAACAGUCCAAGACCCUUUACAUUGUCAUGUACAAUGUCGACAACAAAGCCUCGUUCGUCUACGCCACACAGAUUUUAGAGAGGUUAGGAAGCGCUGAACUUUAUCACGUUUCACCAAAAUAAUCCAAGUUUUCAGAAUCACUCUUGCCAACCUGAACAACCCGGUACCUCUCCAAGUAUUCUUGAUUGGUAACAAGUGCGAUCUGAAGAGAAAUCAAGUGAUUUCGACGAACGAGGCGAAGGCAGCCGCACGACACUUCAAAUGCGACUUUCUCGAAGUUUCGGCGCUUCUAGGAAUGAACACCGAAGAGACGUGGACCAUGAUUCUCAGGGAAUUACAAGUACGGGUUUAUCACAGGUGUAAUCACAGAAUAAUCACAGAAUUCUACAGGAACCAUCGGAACGUCGCCGUCCGUCUUGGGUGGAACGUCUUCUGAAUAG